GACCAAGGCAAAUGGACACUACUCCGCAAUGUCAACCAGGCCCUGAAGCCCACAACCAUUUUAGCGGGGGAUUAUGUGUGGAUGGACCUCAAAACUGGACGGGAAUUCGAUGUUCCCAUUGGAGCAGUGGUUAAACUGUGUGACUCCGGACAGAUCCAGGUCGUGGAUGAUGAAGGCAAUGAGCACUGGAUUUCCCCACAGAAUGCCAGCCACAUCAAACCCAUGCACCCCACCUCCAUCCAUGGGGUGGAGGACAUGAUCCGCCUGGGGGACCUGAACGAGGCAGGAAUCCUCAGGAACCUGCUGAUCCGCUAUCGGGAGCACCUCAUCUACACAUACACUGGUUCAAUACUGGUGGCAGUAAAUCCCUACCAGCUCCUACCCAUCUACUCACCUGAGCAGAUACGCCUGUACACCAACAAGAAGAUCGGUGAGAUGCCACCACACAUCUUUGCCAUUGCUGACAACUGCUACUUCAACAUGCAGCGCAACAACAAGGACCAGUGUUGUAUCAUAAGUGGUGAAUCCGGAGCAGGGAAGACAGAAAGCACCAAACUGAUUCUGCAGUUCCUGGCAGCGAUCAGUGGCCAGCACUCCUGGAUUGAGCAACAGGUCCUGGAGGCCAAUCCCAUUUUGGAAGCUUUUGGGAAUGCAAAGACUAUCCGUAACGACAAUUCCAGCCGAUUUGGGAAGUACAUAGACAUCCACUUCAACAAAAGGGGAGCCAUCGAGGGGGCAAAGAUUGAGCAGUACCUGCUGGAGAAGUCCCGGGUCUGCAGGCAGGCUCAGGAUGAGAGGAACUACCACGUGUUUUACUGCAUGCUGAGAGGGAUGACAAUGGAGCAGAAGAAGAAGCUGGGACUUGGGAAAGCCACAGACUACAACUACCUUGCAAUGGGUAACUGCACGACCUGCGAUGGCAGAGAUGACAGCAAGGAGUACGCCAACAUCCGCUCCGCAAUGAAGGUCCUGAUGUUCACCGACACGGAGAACUGGGAGAUCUCCAAGCUGCUGGCUGCCAUCCUGCACAUGGGGAACCUCCAGUAUGAAGCUCGGACCUAUGACAACCUGGACGCCUGCGAGGUUGUUCAGUCAGCAUCACUAAUCACUGCGGCAUCGCUGCUGGAGGUUGAUCCUCAGGAUGUGAUGAACUGCCUUACCAGCCGGACUAUCAUCACCAGGGGUGAGACUGUCUCCACCCCUCUCAGCAUGGAACAGGCACUGGAUGUGAGGGAUGCUUUUGUAAAGGGAAUUUAUGGGCGGCUCUUCGUGUGGAUUGUGGAGAAGAUCAAUGCUGCAAUUUACAGACCUCCUUCCCAGGAACUCAAAAGUAUCCGGAGAUCCAUUGGCCUUCUUGACAUCUUUGGUUUUGAGAACUUCACUGUGAACAGUUUUGAGCAGCUUUGCAUCAACUUUGCAAACGAAAACCUGCAGCAGUUCUUUGUGCGCCAUGUCUUCAAACUAGAGCAGGAGGAGUACAACCUGGAGAACAUCAACUGGCAGCACAUCGAGUUCACUGACAACCAGGAUGCCUUGGACAUGAUUGCCAUCAAGCCCAUGAACAUCAUCUCCCUCAUUGACGAGGAGAGCAAGUUCCCCAAGGGUACAGAUGCCACCAUGUUACACAAGCUGAACUCCCAGCACAAGCUUAACACCAACUACAUUCCUCCGAAGAAUAACUAUGAAACCCAGUUUGGCAUUAACCACUUUGCUGGAAUUGUUUACUACGAAACCAAAGGUUUCUUGGAAAAAAACAGGGACACACUGCAUGGAGACAUCAUUCAGCUGGUCCAUUCCUCAAAAAACAAAUUCAUCAAGCAGAUCUUCCAAGCAGAUGUGGCAAUGGGAGCAGAGACGAGGAAGCGCUCGCCGACGCUCAGCAGCCAGUUCAAGCGGUCCCUGGAGCUGUUGAUGAGGACCCUCAGCGUGUGCCAGCCCUUUUUUGUCCGCUGCAUCAAGCCCAAUGAGUACAAGAAGCCCAUGCUGUUUGACCGGGAGCUGUGCGUCCGCCAGCUGAGGUACUCGGGGAUGAUGGAGACCAUCCGGAUCCGCCGGGCCGGCUACCCCAUCCGCUACACCUUCGUGGAGUUCGUGGACCGCUACCGGGUGCUCAUGCCCGGGGUGAAGCCAGCAUAUAAACAGGGUGACCUGCGUGGGACGUGCCAGCGCAUUGCUGAGGCAGUACUUGGGAAGGAUGACGACUGGCAGAUUGGAAAGACAAAGAUCUUCUUGAAGGACCACCACGACAUGCUGCUGGAGAUUGAGAGAGACAAGGCCAUCACAGACAAAGUCAUCCUCAUCCAGAAGGUGGUCCGCGGGUUUAAAGACAGGUCAAAUUUCCUGAAAGUGAGAAAUUCAGUCCUGAUGAUUCAGAGAUACUGGCGUGGACAUAACUGCAGGAAGAACUAUGGUGCUAUGCGGCUGGGCUUCCUGCGGCUGCAGGCCCUGUACCGGUCCCGCAAGCUCCACAAGCAGUACCGCGGGGCUCGACGGAGGGUCAUCGAGUUCCAGGCGCGGUGCCGCGGCUACCUGGUCCGGCGG
This is a messenger RNA of Merops nubicus (carmine bee-eater), 2541 nucleotides long. RefSeq names its product unconventional myosin-VIIa-like. The transcript has 20 exons. The annotation marks the transcript as partial. The record is from RefSeq and is a predicted model, not a curated record. Gene Ontology annotation, molecular function: cytoskeletal motor activity; ATP binding; protein binding. Lineage: Eukaryota; Metazoa; Chordata; Aves; Coraciiformes; Meropidae. Gene Ontology annotation, cellular component: myosin complex.